UCAGGAAGGGGAUUCUACUGGCUUCAGAUCAGACUCCCCCCGUGAAUGAAGACAUGCAAACAGAAGCAGCAUCCAAUGAAUCUGGAAAUACAACCAUAUCUAGAAGUACUGUAAUGACCACCAUUUCAGAUAAAGAAGCAGUUAAUACAACCACAGUGCAGAAUAUAAGUUCCAGUGGGAAUACAAUUGCCAUGACAGCAAAGAUAACUAGUUCAUUAGCUUUAACAACUUUGUCACAUUUUGCACGAAGCACUCUACAUCCCCUCAACACAGACACUAGCAGCCCUUCAGAUAUUACUAUUAGAUUCAACACUGUUGUGACAUCACCUACAGUUUCAACCUUUAAUCGAGCAACUGAUAAAGAUUCUAAUCCCAGAACGUCUGCAAUCACAUUGAAACCAACAGCUCAGUCUUCUACAGCCACACAACUAAAUACUAGCAAAGCUUUGGAUUCAGUUUCUAUAACACACGCUUCAGGAGGAAUUCAUCUAACGAAUUCAGAAGCCAUUCUGAUCAUUAUUUUCAGCAGCAUCCUCACAUUUGCUGUUCUAGCAAUUGUCAUAUGCAGUCUUGAUAAGUACAGGAAGAGAAGAGCUCAGUAUUCCCAUCACCCACUAUAUGACACCUCUUCUGAAACAGAUGACAUAUACACUACUCCAGAUGACACACUGAUGAUAUCAGGAGGACUAUAUGAUGCACCAAGGGUUUAUAACCCCAAUAUGACUGUACUGGACGAUGAUGAGCUUCAAGCUGAAUACUUACCAUUUGGCGCCAGACCUGGGAAGUUCAGACUUGAAAUUUUAUCUGGGGAAAAUUAUAAAGGACUUUCCCCAACCUUUGAUAGAUUUCAGUCACCACCAUAACACUUAUAAUGUAGUAAUAAUGAUAGUAGUAUAGAGCAUCUUUCAGGAUAAGAUGAUCCCUUACUCUCACAGAUCUUGGGAGACAGACCUGUCCUCGCUUACAGACAACUCCCCAACCUAAAGCAAAUACUCACCAGCAACCACACAUCACUGAACAAAAAUACUGACCCAGGAACCUAUCCUUGUAACAAAGCCCGAUGCCAACUCUGUCCACAUAUCUAUUCAAGUGACAUCAUCAUAGGACCUAAUCACAUCAGCCAUACCAUCAGGGGCUCAUUCACCUGCACAUCUACCAAUGUGAUAUAUGCCAUCAUGUGCCAGCAAUGCCCCUCUGCCAUGUACAUUGGCCAAACCGGACAGUCUCUACGCAAAAGAAUUAAUGGACACAAAUCUGACAUCAGGAAUCAUAAUACUCAAAAACCAGUGGGAGAACACUUUAACCUGUCUGGUCAUUCAAUGACAGACCUGCGGGUGGCUAUCUUACAACAGAAAAACUUCAAAACCAGACUCCAACGAGAGACUGCUGAGCUGGAAUUGAUAUGCAAACUAGAUACAAUCAAUUUAGGAUUGAAUAAGGACUGGGAAUGGCUGAGCCAUUACAAACAUUGAAUCUAUCUCACACUUCUUAUCAAACUGUCUGUACUGGGCUAGCUUGAUUAUCACUUCAAAAGUUUUUUUUCACUUACUUAAUUGGCCUCUCAGAGUUGGUAAGACAACUCCCACCUGUUCAUGCUCUCUGUAUGUGUGUAUAUAUAUCUCCUCAAUAUAUGUUCCAUUCUAUGCAUCCGAAGAAGUGGGCUGUAGCCCACGAAAGCUUAUGCUCUAAUAAAUAUGUUAGUCUCUAAGGUG
Malaclemys terrapin pileata is the source of this 1712-nucleotide messenger RNA. RefSeq lists its product as uncharacterized. NCBI's taxonomy places the organism in Eukaryota, Metazoa, Chordata, Testudines, Emydidae. The transcript has 4 exons. The record is from RefSeq and is a predicted model, not a curated record. The coding region runs from base 54 to 863 and encodes 269 amino acids.